Messenger RNA from [Candida] anglica, 711 nucleotides. NCBI's taxonomy places the organism in Eukaryota, Fungi, Ascomycota, Pichiomycetes, Serinales, Debaryomycetaceae. The record is from the annotation of a GenBank genome assembly.
AUGUCUACCCGUUCAGGUUCUUCAUUUGAUUCUAGUGCUUCAAAAAGAAGAAAAUUGGAAAAUUCCACAAGAUCAGAUGCUUUAGAUCCAGUUGAAAAAUUAUUAAGUUUUGCCAAUAGAGACGAUGAUUUUUUCAAUACUGAAGAUUCUGAACCUACAGAAUCUUAUGAUUCUAAUGCAUCAUCUACUGAUCUCGUAUCCACUCAUAAACGGAUGUUGGAUGCCAAUAUGAAAGUUUAUUAUUCACAAUCUCGUCAAAGGAGAAAUAAUGAUAAUUCAUCAUUUUCAAUUUUAACUGAAAAGAAGCCAAUUUUUGAAGAUUCUUACCAUUAUAAUAAUAGUCAAACUUCAGCUGCUAAUCAAGUACCAUUUUUCAGAGCGGUUAAUUUUAACCCAAAACCAGCAUCUUCAUACACAUUUGAUGAAUAUUUAUCAUAUGAUGAAUUGACUGAUGAUAAUGAUACUGAAGCACCCAAUUCUGAUCAAGAAUCUCUUGAAUCACCUACUUUAAAGUUUAAUACUUUAUCUAACAAGAAUAUGAGUUUCCAUUACAGACAUAAUGAUAAUCUCAAUUUAUCCUUGUCACUUUCUGCAUCUCAACCUGAAACUCUUGAUGUUUUCAAGGCGUUGAAUAAAAGAUGUAUUUUGAAUGGGAAGGCAAGUGAAAUGGUUAGUACUGGUAAUAUGCUUAUUAACGAUUUCUUCUUGUAA